Messenger RNA from Carassius carassius (crucian carp), 1781 nucleotides. RefSeq lists its product as uncharacterized. The transcript is spliced from 3 exons. Bases 815 to 1465 code for a protein of 216 amino acids. The record is from RefSeq and is a predicted model, not a curated record. NCBI's taxonomy places the organism in Eukaryota, Metazoa, Chordata, Actinopteri, Cypriniformes, Cyprinidae.
UUAAACAUAGUUUGAAGCUAAAUGUGACAAAAUGUUGCUGUUAUUUUCAGCGUGAGCCGCUUUACAAACGACGCCCCAUACACAUUGGCCUUUAAAAUCCAUCAACACGUAUAUUUUUCUAGAUCCAGACACCCAUCUUGUAAGUAAACGCAGAUUGUGUGGAUUCUUGCAAACCCCAAAACAAUGUUGCCUGAGGCCAGCGCUGGUGUUUGCUUUCUCUUCUCACACUACAGUCUAAAACUAAGCUUUAUAUUGUACAGUUUAGCUAAAAUAAGUACGGGUUUUUGAGGACAAUCCUUGUAUAUCUCUUAAAAAUAAAUUGACUGCCUCAGACUUUCUUACAAACGCCGUGACUCAAGCUCUGUCUGUCCUUCCCAAAUCAACAGCGAAAGGAAAAAAUAACGUUUACAGACAGGGAAACCCUCCUUAAAAAAUUCUACAAUGGCCGCGACUCAAAACCUAGUGCAUGUCUGCUCAGUAAUAGAGAGUAGCCUAUGUUAUUCCGCGUCCAAGUGAUGUCUAAAAUGCUGUCUAGAUAGGCAGCUCACUGGGAAUUGAGACUCUUACACUCUUCCAGCUGACCAAAACUCUGACUGGAAAGUACAGCUGUUUUUGUUUUACUCCACUCUUGAAACUUAUGUGCAACGUCCAUUGUUUAUUUAGUGUAUUAUUGUUGUGUUUAUGAAAAGAAAAGUAUUUCCUUUUCGUAACUAGACACGAGUUGUGAGCAGCUCUGAGUCUAGCUGUGAAGAGUGAGUCAGAUUUUCCAGGAGCUCGUUUUCUGCCUGCUGGUCUGCUGCAGCAGUCUGUAAGUAUGCUGUUGCUCCAGGACAGAAUGAGAAGGACUUGUUUGUCCUGGUGCCUUUUCCUGUUGUUUGUCUGGUACCCAGCGGGCAGCAUUAUGACGGAUCAUGAGCUGGAGGGUUCGGACCAGGACUGGGGUUCUGGAUUACACGGACUUCUAAACAGCUUUCCAGCUGAUAGUCCAUUUGUCAGAGAGACGCCUGGUAAGCCAGCCAACUGCACUCAGCGCUUCUGGCUUCCUCCGUCCUCCCCUGUGUGCUGGGAUGAUAUAGCGGGCCCAGAGGAGUUUGAGAAAUCCCGCCUUCUCGUUCUGCAGAACAGGGCAGCACUGCAGGCUGUAUCCACAUCUAGUGGUCUUGAGGACGGGGGUGCAUCCUUUGAUCAACAGGCCAGGGAGAACAUGCAGGGCGUCCAGGCUGACCAUCUCGCUGUGGCCCAGACCGCCAAUACAAUGCAGAAGGUGUUCAUGGAUUUGGAUGAGAAGAGGAAGAAGGGGGAAAAACAUUAUACCUUCUCAAGUCUAAAGGAGCAAACUGAAAACACGAAAGACUCCAUUGCUAAAAAGGAGCAAGUAGCCGCACUUCUAGAGAAACAUCUGACCAAUCUGGAGAGGUCUUUGAACACUAUGCAACUUCGACUGGCCAAACUACUACCCCAGUAAUUUCAUUUGAGCAACACAACCUACACGUGUGGAAAAUAAUAUAAUGCAUGUUUAUUAUUACAUUUUAUCAAACAAAUAAGACUUGUAUCACCAUAUACUGCAUGCCAACAGCACCCUGUAUUUCUCUUUUGUUACGCAUCUUCCUCUUGUUUUUCCACUCCAUUAAGUAAAUGGGAUUAAUAUUAAGUACUGGCAAUAAAAUCUAUUUUUAUACCCCCAGACUAUAGACUGUUCCCUAAAUAUGUUAAGUACAAUUGUAUUAAGCUUAAUUUGUCUGUGAUUUAAAAAAAUAAAAAUAAAUACAUGCACAACAUGC